UACAAGAGGUUCCUGUACUGUGUAGUCUGCAGUGUAGCACAAUGUUUAGGAAACUUUUUAUUUUGCUGUUUCUCAUCAUUAUUUUUCACCAUGACCCCGCUGACGCACAGAAGAAGAAAGAGACUCUGCUCUCAGAGAAGAUGACUCAGAUGAUGGAAUGGGCCUCCAAGCGCUCCGUCAUCAGGAUGAAUGGAGAUAAGUUCCGUCGCUUUGUCAAAGCUCCUCCCAGAAACUACUCUGUGGUCAUCAUGUUCACAGCCCUGCAACCACAGAGGCAGUGUGGAGUUUGUAGACAAGCUGAUGAAGAGUUCCAGGUGCUGGCUAACUCUUGGCGUUAUUCAUCUGCCUUCACUAACAAAGUCUUCUUUGCAUCAGUUGAUUUUGAUGAAGGAUCAGAUGUCUUCCAGAUGCUAAAUAUGAAUUCUGCUCCGACCUUCCUCCACUUCCCAUCCAAAGGGAAACUUCGUAAGUCUGAUACGUACGAGCUUCAGGUCCGAGGCUUUGCAGCUGAGCAGCUGGCUAGAUGGGUGGCAGACAGGACUGAUGUGCAGAUCCGGGUCAUUCGUCCUCCAAACUACGCAGGGCCUCUUCUUCUGGGCUUCCUCUUGGCUGUGAUUGGUGGACUGGCAUAUUUGAGAAGACACAAUUUGGAGUUCCUCUUUAACAACAAUGUCUGGGCCUUCUCUGCACUGUGUUUCGUCCUGAUCAUGACUUCAGGCCAGAUGUGGAACCACAUCAGGGGACCACCUUAUGCACACAAAAACCCCAGCACUGGACAAGUUAGUUACAUCCACGGCAGCAGUCAGGCUCAGUUUGUGGCAGAGACACACAUCGUCCUACUGUUCAAUGCUGCUGUUACCAUGGGAAUAGUGCUGCUGUGUGAGGCUGCUACCUCUGACAUGGACAUUGGAAAGAGGAAGAUCAUGUGUGUUGCAGGUAUUGGUCUGGUGAUGCUGUUUUUCAGCUGGCUGCUAUCCAUCUUCAGAGCAAAGUACCAUGGAUACCCAUACAGCUUCCUGAUGGGUUAGAGCUUCACAGCAUCCUGCAGCUUCACAGCAAGUAUUACAUUGAGCAGCAGAUGUUCCCAGGAAGGGCUGUCAACAUGUAGAGUGCUCUCCAUGGCAGCAAUACCACAUUACUGUUAAGCCAUGAUUUGUCUCUGAUCCUUUGAGCCAAAAGUGUGUAAAUACACAUACACACACUGUGCCUUUGCAAAGACUCAACAAGCAAAUUACCAACAGGAGAGCCCUCAUCACUCGGUGCAUUCUAAACUGUGUUGUGUCAAAAACUGAAAAAAAAAUCUGACUCUCUGAAAUGUAUUGAUUUGUCCUAGUUAUACAUACAAAUCUCAGUCUGUAACUUAUUUUUCAAACUUUUGGGACCAUAAACAGGUCAUGGACUCAGACUUGUUUGUUUAGUUGUGUGUGUGUGUGUGUGUGUGCGUGUGGCUGAUCUUGAACCAGGAUAAGUAGCAGGAGCGGAUGUUUCAGGCUUUCUGAUAGUAGAUAGAUUUGGUAACAUCUUAUUUUACAGAGCCUGUAAUAUUCUCAUCCUGUCUUAAGAUGUUUUCUGCAAUACAUUUUGAUACUUAAUCUUUUUUUACUGAGAUAUCAUAAACAGUAAGAACCCACUCAUUUAUUCAAGUUUGAAGUUGCAGUUCACCUACAUUUAAUCACCACUAGUGAAUCAUAUCAUUAGAAACGUUGUCUUCCUGUUGAAUUGUAUACUUGGUUGUAAUUUUACCAGCACAUGGAAAGGCAAUUUUUACAUUUUUUGCAUUUUCAGCUGCCCUGCUGUGCUCUCACUAAAUGGCUCUAGACUAAAUGAUGCUAGAAAUAAAUGGUCAAAUGUACCAAUCAACCCAUGAAUUGGCAUCAAAUUCCACCAUUCUGUUCCGCACCCCUCAUUAGUAUUUACACCUAUAUAUCAGUUGAUUUCUUACACAGUAUCUACAGGUCUGGAUAUGCUAAAUGAGAUUCAUACUGUUUUGUUUUCUGUCAGCUCAUGACUGGCUUGGCUUGUGGAAACUCUGCAACACAGUAAAGGAGGAAAAGAUUAGGGAGUGGUAGUAUUUUACAUUUACAUAGAGUAACACAAGCAGCUUAGAGUCAGUGAGGCUGUAGGAACAACUACAUUUCUGUAGACUUCAACUUCAACAACUUCUGAUUUCUGUUGCAGUUGUGAGUAACUGUAAAUGGAGCUGUACUCCAUCUCUCCUAGCAACCUGUACAAUGUGUACAUCUGCUGUCAACACACACUGCAACAUGCCUUUCCAGCUCCUGACGGAAAAAUAACAUUUCUGACAUUUCCUCCAACAGUUUUAGUUUUUCCUGUAAAUGACAAAAAAAACAUUUUAGUCCCAUCAACAACACAGGACCUCAAGAUCUGCUAAUGAAGCAGGACUGCUUGAUAUGGCUGCAUUUCUAUAGUGCUUUCAUCUAAAACUAAUAUAUAUAAAUGUUAAUUUUCUUUAAGGUUCGGGUCAAUUCACAAUUUUAAUAGUUUUUUGUUUGGCUGGAAAAUGCAGGAUUGAAACUUUUUUAAAGACAGUUGAAUAAGAAGUGAGAAUAAUAAAAGACCUGAACAAGUAGCCAGUCUUUCAUUAUUGUGUAUAACAUACAGGUCAUCACACAGCUGCUGACUGUUAGCCUGAGCACAGCUAUCCAGUCUGUUUACUCAUUUUGAUCCAUCACUUCAGUGUCUUUCUAAAGGACACAAACAUGUGAACAGGAGAAUCUGGAGUUCAAACCCAGUGACACCAUGAAGGCCUCAUCAUGUCUGUUGAUAUUGUUUGCUUAAUUGUCCAUUAGUGGUGCAUACUCCAACAAAUGUUCAGUUAAAUCAGCACAAACUAGUGGAGACACAGUUAGACCAGAGCUGUUGGUGGACUGGGAAUAUUCAGGUUUCUAUAGGUGUGUUUUGCUCCCCUUCACAGCCACAAAGGCUCAUGGGAAGUGGAGUUUUUAGAAUGUGUCAUUAUUAAUGUGUUAUUAGUACCAAAGGUACAGAGAACAAGAUUUCAUAGAAAUACAAACCAGAGUGACUAAUGGUCAUAACAUAACCCUAUAAAUGUUGUUUAAUGCUAACACUGAGGUCAUCAUAGCAUUUAUUAUAACAAUUUUGGAAAAUGUAAUACACUUGUGUCCAUCAGUGGAGGAAAAUGUAUUUUAUAUGAAUUACAGGUUUAGUGGUUGCAGAAAAAACCUAAGCGAACUACUGAACAGCCCUGCUAAUUUACCAAUAGUGCUGUUCAAACAGGUUGGACAGGUGCUGAUUUAACUGUGUCCUGUGUUUGGAGGAUGUUAGAUCGUAUUGUGUUAUACAGAGAGAUGCUUCUGAUGUUUAUUUGAUGUGAACAACUGAAUUCUGUAAUUAUUUUAUACCCUUACUUUAGUAAAAAGGUGAGAGACAAAGAAGGUUAAUAAGUUAAUAAAUAAGUUAUUAAAGCAGAGAGCCGUCACUCACAGCAGUAUGAGGUAGUGUUGUUCAGACAAGUAGAGGCAGUAGUAGUGGGAACAGCAUCACCAUCUCUCUAUUCUCCAUUCAUUUUCAGCAGCUCAAGUGUUUCUUCUAAACUGUCAAAUGAGAAAUAACCAUUAGUUUUUUCAGUCAAAUCUCCUCUACUAUGAUUGAAGUCAUGUUAGGAUUAAUCAAUUUAUUUUUGUUCUUUCCUGCUGUUUAAAAUG
Scomber japonicus (chub mackerel) is the source of this 3686-nucleotide messenger RNA. Its product is annotated as magnesium transporter protein 1. Lineage: Eukaryota; Metazoa; Chordata; Actinopteri; Scombriformes; Scombridae. The record is from RefSeq and is a predicted model, not a curated record. The transcript is spliced from 10 exons. Gene Ontology annotation, cellular component: oligosaccharyltransferase complex. The coding region runs from base 42 to 1028 and encodes 328 amino acids.